Molecule: messenger RNA, 1668 nt
Organism: Encephalitozoon cuniculi GB-M1
Lineage: Eukaryota; Fungi; Microsporidia; Unikaryonidae
Exons: 1
Coding region: 1-1668 (555 amino acids)
Biological process (GO): regulation of DNA-templated transcription
Cellular component (GO): cytoplasm; Ino80 complex
Source: RefSeq, marked provisional
AUGUAUCUUGAGCUUCGGAAUCCUCUGGACAAGAACAGGUACGAGAAGUACAGCAAGACCGACACAAUAGUGAUUGACAACGGAACCUAUGAGUGCAAGGCUGGAUACUGUGGUGAGAGCCCACAGAUGGUUUUCAAGAAUGUCUUGUAUCGCCAGAAGUCUGUGUCAUCGAUAGAGAACUUUCAGGGCGCUUCUCCCAAAACUAUGUUUGAUGGAGACGUUGUGACCAACUUCGAGGUCUUGGAGCAUGUCAUCGAUAAAAUCCUGGGAUACUUGAAGCCUGAGAAGCUGAGGAAUCUGAUAUUCACGGAAAAGGUGUUCAAUCCAACCCACGAGGAGCUUGUGAGAUUCCUGUUUGACGUGUAUGGAUUUGAAAAGAUACAGAUCGGGGUAGACAGUUACUACUCGUGCUUAUGGAAUCUGGGAGCAGAAGACUGUAUGAUUGUGGACAUGUCCCAUUCUGCAACCACGUGCCUUGUCAUCCAAGAGGGAAGGAUUGCUGACGUUUAUAAGAUCAACUUUGGGGGAAGAAGUGCAGGGGACUAUCUUUCUGCACUGAUGUUCAACAAAUUUUUUGACGGCAAGAAGAACUACAGGGCUCUGAUUCCACAUCUCAGAUGCUCUCCAGAUUAUAGAAGAGAGUCUAUUGAAAUACUCGAGGAAAUGAAAGCGGGAGACUACUCAAGAAACUAUUUUCUGGACGAGGAGCUUGAGGUACUCAGGGAGAGGCCUGCGGAUAAGAAGCAAAAGAUAUGUGCGGUGCCCUCGGCCUCCAGCGCUGUACCGGAGAUUGAUGCUCGUCUUCUCAGCACAGCAGAUGCCGAGCUGGGUGCCGAGGAGAUCAAGGAGAAGAAGAAGCAAAAGAUCCUGUAUCACUCCACUCUCCAUAGACUUAGGGUUAGGGUUGAAAGGAGUCUGGAAAGGCUAUCUUCGCAUAUUUCGCUCAUGGAGGAUGAGAGGGAGAAGUUGGAGAAUCUCGAGGAAUUUAUCUCCCGGAAGAAGGCGGAGUUCCAGGGGCUGAAGAGAGAGCUAGAGAUGAGAAGCAAGCUGAGAAGAGAUGCGAAGAAUAGAAAGACAUAUGAGUUUCAGGUGAGGUUUAAGGAGGGGGAGCUGACUCCUGACGAGAAGAUACUGAUUGAAAAGAUUCAGGAUGCCGAGGAUUUGGACAAGGAAAACAAGAUUCUGGAGUCUUUAAAAGGCCUUGUCCAUGAAAUAAAGGAACUAGAUCCCCACUUUGAACCGUAUGUGGCGGAUACUACUGAUCUUCUUAACGGACACUUCAUCGGAAGAAUGAAUGCAAAUGUGGAUCUUCUGAAGAUUCCUGAAAUAGUCUUUUCUCCCUCCAUCAUAGGGCUGGACCAGAUGGGAUUGACAGAGAUAAUGGAUGAGGUCAGUCGAAAGUAUAGAGUGAAGAAGGUGUUCUUGACUGGGGGGUUUUCGCAGAUAAAAGACAUCGAUGCACGGAUAAAAAGCGAAAUGACGAGCAUGUCAUUUGUCGGAGAAGUUGAGGUUGUAAGGGCUAAGGACCCUAUAGGCGAUCCAUUCAGGGGUGCAACGUUCUGCGAGGCAUUUCCCACAUACACCCUAGAGCAGCAUAGCAGGGCGGACUUUGGAGACCCAGCUGAGGCAUCCAACAAGGAGCUUGUCUCAGAUACUAGGUCCCGGUAA